Messenger RNA from Branchiostoma floridae (Florida lancelet), 2276 nucleotides. RefSeq names its product C2 calcium-dependent domain-containing protein 4C-like. Lineage: Eukaryota; Metazoa; Chordata; Leptocardii; Amphioxiformes; Branchiostomatidae. The coding region runs from base 537 to 2276 and encodes 579 amino acids. The transcript is spliced from 7 exons. The record is from RefSeq and is a predicted model, not a curated record.
CUUUGCGGUUCCUUCCCACCUUUUUGAAAGUGUGAGGCGCCUUAUUUGGGAAAACAUGCCUCGUCACGGACCAAAAUAUGAAGAUGUUCGCCUCACUGGGACUUAUCAACCUGCUAAUUUUGCACACAUAGAUCGCACAGCGGCUUGGUCACGUAAGCAGUGAUGACAGGAAAAUUUGAAUGAUGGACGCCCGAGGCGUAUAUAAGGAAAAUGCAAGCCGAAUAAAUUUAUCCUUCAUACCGGAGAGGUAAUUUUCUAUACCGGUUGUGACGACAAGAGCUGACGCCACGUGAGGAAAUUACAGUUGUAAUUUCCGUGUUCGCAGCAGCGAGUUUGUUGAAGUGAGCAUCGCGACCAGGUAUCUCAGUCCACUGACCAGAAGAUAGCGUAUUCAGUAUCGUACAAGGUGGGUAGCAGCAACAGGCGACCGGUUUUGGAGCGGUCGGUCAUUCGUUUUGAGCAAGAACUAGAGGUGACUCGCGCCGCUGUGGACAAUAUUCUGUACCAUCGAAUAUCUGUACUGUAGUAUCUCCGGGAUGUGGCUUGUGAACAGUGUACGGAACCUCCACGUGAGGACUUCCCGGGACGGUGUGAUCGCGGGCGGCGGGGCUGACGACACCAGGCGCCGCCCGUGCACCAACGUGCUCACCCCGGACACAAUUCCCGAGUUCGAGAUCCCGACCACGGAGUUGCCGUGUAGGCUGACCGGUGACGAUAGUCCUCCUCGCGGGGUGGUGCAGAGCGUCAGUACCCACAGUGCCGCGGAGUUCAUAGAGAAAAGUAAAGAAAUGUUCUGGACGUCAAGCUUGGAAAGUCUCGCCUUGUCAAGGCAGAACAGUCGUGAGUCGGACGGGGCCGGUAGCCACUCCACCCCGCCGCGCUCCCCAGUGAAGCCCCGGGCACGCCGGCUCGGGGUCUGGAACCGUCCCACCGACUGCGCUGAGGGGUCUCCCGCCAAAACAGACGACACUGAUGGCGUGAACUCUGACCCCAUUUCCAGGGCAGCCAUGACCUUGCAGCACCUGGGGAAAAAGACGACGUCAUACGGUUUUACCACCUUGGAGACCUCUCCCACUACUACCAGAAAAGAGUCUCUGUACUUCGGUAGGACAAGUCCUAUCGUGGUCACGCCGGAGUCUGGAUCAGACGAUGGUUGGCGGUUGCCUAGCAACAAGCGGCAUAGCAACGCCAGUUCCCGCGCUUCCAACAGCCCCCGGUCGGGCCGGUCGGCGGGAAGCGGCAGUUCCACCGAGUCCUCUCCCGUCAGCUCUCCUAGACCGACACGGCAUCGGAAGUGGUCAUGUGACUCUGAAACAACAUGCAGACGCAGGGGCAGCAAACGGUCGCCUAAGUACGUCCGGCGGCAGCGGCAGUCCACUCGGCGACGUUCGUCGCUCACCGUCCCGCAAAUGGAAUAUUUCUCCUCGGGCAGCUCUCCCAGCUCCGCCGAACCAAGUCCGAACAUGCAGCGUAAAAUCAUCCCCCAGCCACGGGAGAGGAGCGUGUCGCUUCAGGUUCCAACGUUCACUUAUGUCCGCCGGGACUCCCAUGAUAAAGAGAUAGGACUGCCUCCACACUACCUCGGGGAACUCAAGUUCUCAGUCGAGUUUGUCAAGCGUGGGAGGCAGCUGAAGGUGUCAAUCAUUAAGGCUGAGAAUCUGGGCGGCCACAAGCACGCCAAGAACAACAUCAACAGCUACAUCCGGCUGUACCUGCUGCCCGGUAAGGUGGGGCGACAGCAGACGCGAACAGUCAAACACACGAGGAACCCCAUCUUCAACGAGGAGUUCUACUUCGGUGGACUAGGUCUACAGAUGCUGAACGACAUGAAGCUGCGCAUGAAAGUGUUCAGCAAGACUCCGCACCUGCGCAGAGACGAGCUGCUGGGUGAGGUGCAGGUGGUGCUGGGUACCCUGGACCUGAGUCACGAGAACCGCCUCUGGAGAAAUCUCGAGCCCAAGACAGACUCCGAGAUCGUCAUGCACGGACCUGAUGGCGCCGAAGACGACACGAGACAUACCAAGAUCCAGCGCAAGACGUGCGACCCUGUCUUCAAGGAGGCCUUCAGUUUCCAGUUUCCAUCCGACGUCUUCGCGGACUGCAGCUUCAUCGUGACUGUUUACGAUCACGCCCGAAUACUUGCCGACGGAGUGAUCGGACAGGUUCGGCUCGGGGCGAUGGCUACCGAGGAGAGCGAACUGCAGCACGUUCGGAGGGCGGUACGUCAUCGGGGAAAGCCAAUCAACGUCUGGCACGACCUUAUGGAGGCCGAGUGA